AUGUCGAUUGUUGUGGAUUUAGACGAUCCGAACAAUAUUUCACAAAUAUUCGAUCUUGAGAAAGAUUGGCUUGUUGGCCGAAAGAUUCUAUCCGAGAAUUAUUUCAAUUUCUACAAUCAUAUUUUCGAUUUUAAUGAAAAUGCCACCAAAGAAACUGAUCACGACACUAGCGUUCAUUCACGUUCACAACAAGUUGAGCGUAUCCAUGCUAUUAGUCAACAAUUAAUCGACAAACCCAACCGAACAUGUUUAUCAGAUAUUCAGAACACAACAGAUCUCUGGAAGCGAGAUCAAAACAAGAUGUUAUGUCGAAUCAUUCCAUCACAGAAUACUCUUUUCGAAUUGACACAGAAUAAACCAGAUCACAAUCGAUGGAUAUUGACUUUCCAAGAGAAUGACGAAAAGAUGUCCAUUGAUGAUGAUGAUGAUGAUGAUGACGGAUUUCAAUCUGCUUCAUCAUCGCUUGCGGAAGAUAAUUCGCAACUUGCUCUGGUUGCAAUCGAUCACGCGGAUCUUUGGUCUCGAGCUUUCAGUCAGGCAGAAAAUAAAUAUUUUACAUGGGAACAACGUGGAAGUUACAUUUAUGACCGAACACGUCCGUAUUUAUUCGAUCUUCGCGUCAACGAUCGGCCAUUUCAACAUUUAUGUUUACUGCUUCUUUUCCAAAAACCAUCCCCGUCUUUAUCUUAUUCACUUGAUAUCAAUUAUCAUCCGAUCGCAAUUGAUGAAUACCUUCGUGAUCUCUGCUAUAUGCUAAUGGGAAUCUCUUCUCAAACGUAUGAAUGGAAUGAAAUUCAUCAAACAUUCGAACUAAAACCCAAUGUUUGUGUACUUGGUUAUACUCAGAUAACUAUCGAACGAUUCUCUGAGAAAUACAUUCAAUCAGGAAAUCGUUUCUAUUCCAUUAAAGAAUACGUUAGUCGAUCGUCAUCAAAGUCCGAUACAGACAAUGAGUUUUGUCAAGCUUUACGAUGUUAUUUACGUUAUGUUCAACAAGCCAUUGCUAUGCAUGGUUCUGUCAAAGAUUCCCUAGUGAAAUUCGCUGCCCAACUAGAACCAAUACUCUGUAGCCUCGACCUUCCUCUUUCAUUAAUAUCGACUACCAAUGAACUAGAACAAACCAUUCGAACAUCUUCGCCUCACACUUCGACUGCGUUCGUGAAAUUAUCUUCUAUUCUUCAUACUCUUCUCAACCAUAACUAUCAUAAUAUCGAUGCAAAUUAUUUUCUUUUACUUAUCCAUUUUGUCACAUAUACACUACGACCCUUAUUAUCUUUCCUAACAAAUCUUAUCAUUCAUUCGAAUUAUCUUGAUCGUUACAAUGAGUAUCCGAUUCUAUUCAACCAUAAUCGCUUAACUGGCCUGAAAACGACCGAUUUUUGGACGAAAACAUUCACGAUACGUUAUUUACAUGCAAACAAUACUGAUACCAUCUUUCAUCAAAUUCUACCUAUUGAAUAUCUCCAACAAGUUGUGAAUAUCACACGUUCACUGCUAUUGAUUAAACUAUGCGAUAAAAACCAUCCAUUAUGUUUUCUAACGACGACCAUAAAACCAGAAUUGAAAUUUGUUCAUAUGAAUUUUGUGGAUAACACAUAUCGAGAUCAGAUCUAUAAAUAUCAAGAGGAAAUGUCGAACAAUAUCCGCGAAUACGAAGAAGCACAGAAACAGAAACGAUUGGAAAUCGAACAAGCGAAAGUACAAGAACGAAUGGAAAUGUAUGCUCGGCAGGAUCAACAACGGGCGGAAAGAAAAAGAAUCGCUGAUGAUGAAAGGCAACGCUCACUCAGAGAUAGACAACUGCUUCGCGAUGAAUGGCAAGAGCAAGUUGAUCGGAAACAAAAACAGAUAAAAGAGGAAAAACUCAAUGAACGACUUACUGAUGCAGAACUUAAUAAAGUAACAUCGACAAGAACAAUCAUUGGUACUCGCCUCGCUACACCAUAUACAAAUUUAGUAGAGAGUGUUCGAAAUGAAAUUAUUGCUGAAUACGAUGCGAAAAUGCGUGAUGCAACUGAACGGGAAGAACAAUUCCGUCAACGAAUUCAGGCUAACAAUGUCACUGAGACACCUAAAGACGUCCCACCCUCAAUUUCAUCAGUUUCUUCUGCUUCUACACCCAGUUUUCAUACUCCAGCAAUCGAUCAAUCACCCACCCUCGUUGCCGAUACGGACCACGAGCCAAUGGAUAUGUCUCCUCCGUCAACUAUCGAACAUAUGGAUACAACUAAUUCCAUGUCUAUAACACCAAUCGAAAAAACUGAAGUGGCUAAUGCAUCAACUGAGCGAGCAUUUGUUCGACAUACCGCGAACGAAGAAACAAUACAAGCACAGUAUCGCCCGGGUAUUAAACUUGUUCCAAGUAAUGUACUGAAAUCGACGAUUCAAAAUUAUAUGAUUGAUCAUAAUUCACUGGAUGAAGGUCAAGAAGAAGAAGCACUGCCGGAGAAAGUGUAUGACUGGGACUCGAUUAUUGCGAACGGACCUCAAUUUAAAUACGAUGAUACAUUCGAUUUUCAUAUUCAGGAAAAGAAUGUUUCAUUUGCAAAAUCUAAUUUGACGACAUCUUGGUUCGAUUAUGAUAUGUCUCCAUUGCGUGUUUGGUUGAAACAUUCGAUAUCUCCAUUAAUUUACGUUCAAUCUCAGUUGGUCAAUCGCGCACUAUUAAAUUACUUCUUCGACGAAUUGAAAUUGUUGGAUCAUCUAAAUUAUCUUCGGUCUUAUUAUUUCCUUGCCACAGGCCGAUUUGGUUUAGCUUUCUGCGGUGAACUAUCACGAAUGUUACUUUCCAAUGAUGACGUUCAAGUGAUCUAUCGAGUCAGUUCCAUGCGCCAACUUCUUUAUACAUCAUUAGACCAAGCCGGCGAGUUGAAUCAUUUGCAUGACGUUCUUCAAUUAUCAUCUAAACUUGAUAUACCAAAUUCUGUCAGUCUACUCGAUCCAAGUUUACUUGAUUACUUCGAUCUGAAUUAUCUCAUACAAUGGCCAUUGAAUAUCGUCAUUUCGCAAGAUAUGUUGGAAAAAUAUAAAAUCAUCUUUCGUUUUCUUCUUCGAAUACUUAUCGUUAAACAAGUUCUCAAUGAAAUUUGGAUUAUGCUCAAAGUUUGCAAACAAAGAAAUACUGCUUUGGCACAGUUGCAUCAAUACAGACACCAGAUGCAACAUUUCAUGACCGUACUGAGUAAUUACAUAACCAAUCAAGUUAUUCAAGUUGCUUGGAAUGAGUUUAUGCGUAAAAUUCAGAAGGCAAAACAUAUCAACGAAAUUGUUGCAGCACACAAUGAGUAUCUAGAUCGAACCAUGUUGAAUUGUCUCCUUACGCCGAACGCAGCGCCAAUUCUCAGCGAGGUCAAUCGUGUUCUUACAUUAAUCAUCCGUUUUCGUUGUCAAUUAAAAACAUUCUCGUGGAUCCUCGAAGCCAAACACAUCGACCUAUCAGAUACGAGCAUGCAAGCAUUGCGCACAACAUUUGAAAAGUAUCAUAUCGCCGUGCUUUCAUUAUUCAAAGUUCUAACAAAACUGGUCGAAAAAGGUUAUAAAACAUCAUUAGGUGACCUAUUAAUACGGCUUAAUCAUAAUGGUUAUUAUCAUCGAAUCGCGAACGCUUCCAUUCGACAACAAUAG
Messenger RNA from Adineta ricciae, 3624 nucleotides. The record is from the annotation of a GenBank genome assembly. NCBI's taxonomy places the organism in Eukaryota, Metazoa, Rotifera, Eurotatoria, Adinetida, Adinetidae.